GGAAGAAGACUGGUGACGCAGUCAUCAUGCGCCCGAUACCGUAGCAAUUAAGCUAGGCUAGCAACGUGAACUCAAGUGUAGAAACGUCGCUCAUGUACGCUUUGCGGGUCCACUCCGGUGUUUAAUUGAUCAAGUUCAAUGUUCCAUUUCGCCUCCCAGCUGAGCUCAUUUUUUUGCUUUUGCCUUUUUCUCAGCCAGUGGUCAUGACAGACGAUGACGAACACGACAAUGGCGGCUCUUUGUGCGUCGCUUUCGUGUCGGUGUUGUCCUGUCUGCUGCUCGCUUGCUCUUACGUUGGAAGUUUGUACGUGUGGAGGAGUGAGCUGCCCAGGGAUCACCCGGCUGUCAUCAAGCGGCGCUUCACCAGCGUGUUGAUCGUCUCUGGCAUGGCGCCUCUUUUUGUGUGGGCAUGGAGGGAAUUCACAGGCAUCAAGACAGUGCCAUCGUUACUGCCGAUCAUGGGGAUCCGCUUUGAAGGCUUUGUACCCGCAGUCGUCCUUCCUCUGCUGCUCACCAUGGUCCUGUUUCUGGGCCCCUUGACGCAGUUGGCUAUGGACUGUCCCUGGAGCUUCGUGGAUGGCAUCCGGGUGGCCUUUGACCCGUGCUUCUGGAUGGUGUGUUUCAGCGACAUGCGGUGGUUGAGGAACCAGGUGGUGGCGCCGUUGACAGAGGAGCUGGUGUUCAGGGCCUGCAUGCUGCCCAUGUUGGUGCCCUGCGUCGGCCCGGCCGCCGCCAUCCUCACCUGCCCGCUCUUCUUUGGAGUGGCUCACUUCCACCACGUGAUCGAGCUGCUGCGUUUCCGGCAGGGGACGCUGUCGGGAAUCUUCCUCUCGGCAGUGUUCCAGUUCUCCUACACGGCGGUGUUCGGCGCCUACACAGCCUUCAUCUUGAUGAGAACAGGUCACCUGGUGGGCCCGGUGCUCUGCCACUCGUUCUGUAACUACAUGGGUUUCCCUGCCAUCAGCGCGGCCCUGGAGCACCCCCACCGUCACGCUGUCCUCUCCUGUUACCUGCUGGGGGUCCUCCUCUUUCUCCUUUUCCUCUUCCCCUUCACCGACCCCGCCUACUACGCUCCCCCCACGCCGUUGUGCACCUUGGCCUCUUCCUCCAGCGCCCUCUGCCUCCCCUCUUCUUGAUCCCGGCCUGUCUCUCGCUCUCUCUCUCUCUCUCUCUCUCUCUCUCUCAUCUGCCCGUCUGACCUUCACCUUGGUCCACAGAGGUUGAGGAUACAGAUGAUACAGAGCUCAGGUCUGCUCCCCGAAAGACGGCACAUGCUGUCAUUACUUGACAUGCGCUGGAGUGGUCGGCGGCAAACCUGGAUUUCCUCUUCAGCGUCAGAUGUGCAUCUGUUUGAUGAGGCGACAGCAGGAAAGAUUCAUCACCAUUAGUUUGGUCACUAACGACAACCGUAGGAGACCAUGUCUCUCGUGUCACGCGUAGACGCCCAGAUGAUUGUAAUUAUCGGACUCUUGGUCAGCGGCGGGAGCGCUGAUGUUCCUCAACUCAUUCAAAGUCACAAAAAGGUGAGAUUGAUGCAUCUCUUUGUGCUUUCAGGGUAAUCCAGUUGUUGUUUAUUUUUUUAUCCUGCGAUAGUGACCUCUAUGUUGUUUACAUGCACAAUAAUACCCGACUGGGAAUACCAGUGGUGCUUUUGGCAACAAAAAACAAAAACAAAUGCAAAACACUCUAUAAGCUAAACUGGUACUGUGAAGACAAAGUUGACUGCUUGAGCAAUAGUGUGAGGUGAACACUAGAAGGCGUCAGAGAGCCUUCUAUUUUUGUCUGGUCUGUUGGGGCCCCGCUACCGGGUGAGUAAAGUGCUGAAUGCGACCAUUACUGAGACACGCUAUUCAUCAAGAGCGGCGGGACGGCUUCUGGCUGAUUUAUGGUACAGUCUGAAGAGGCUUUCCUGUGCCAAGAUAAACAUUUGCUGCAAAUAAAUUCACUUAGUUGAACCUUUCUCCUAAGUGGCACCUGUCCCCCAUCAUUAUGCCCCCCCCCCCCCCACCCACACACACACAAAGAAAAGAAAAAAAAAAAGUAAUUUAUUGAUCCGCUCACAAUACUUUGUCCUUGGCUGCCUUUGAGUUGUACUUAACCGUCACCGGUCACUUUUGUAUAAAAGAUCCGCUAGGAAAAAAAGAAAAGUCUGCCUUUGCUUGGGUAGGGGCCGAGAUGCAGAGUGCCUGUAACGAUAUGCAGACUGCAGAGGAAUCUAUAUUUUGCAAAGCUUGAGCAGCUCUGUUAUUUUCCUAGGGGGAGAAUUCCAAAUGUGCUCAUCGACAAUGAGCCCAGCGCUGUUUUUCUGUUUUUAAAAAAAUAUAUUUUGUGAGUGUAGAGAGUAUAAAUGGAUCGCAUCUGUACAAUUCAAGUAGUUUUACUACAACUAUCUUUGACACAAACCUUGGCUGUAAAGAUGUUUGUAAAUAAAUUUUAUACAUCAAUUCAUGCC
This is a messenger RNA of Phycodurus eques (leafy seadragon), 2452 nucleotides long. RefSeq names its product Ras converting CAAX endopeptidase 1a (gene rce1a). The transcript is spliced from 8 exons. The record is from RefSeq and is a predicted model, not a curated record. The coding region runs from base 204 to 1136 and encodes 310 amino acids. Gene Ontology annotation, cellular component: endoplasmic reticulum membrane. Gene Ontology annotation, biological process: CAAX-box protein processing. Lineage: Eukaryota; Metazoa; Chordata; Actinopteri; Syngnathiformes; Syngnathidae. Gene Ontology annotation, molecular function: metalloendopeptidase activity.